Bactrocera tryoni is the source of this 2869-nucleotide messenger RNA. It is a transcript of the gene lili, whose product is annotated as protein Lilipod. Lineage: Eukaryota; Metazoa; Arthropoda; Insecta; Diptera; Tephritidae. Gene Ontology annotation, molecular function: transmembrane signaling receptor activity. The transcript has 8 exons. The record is from RefSeq and is a predicted model, not a curated record. Gene Ontology annotation, biological process: signal transduction. Bases 702 to 2285 code for a protein of 527 amino acids.
UUCUUGAAGUUUGUGGAUUUUUGUACGUGGGAAUUGGUCGAAAAAUUGUUUGUUAACAAAAUUUAUGAAAUUUGUGAAUGUGUGUUAAUAUUAAUGUACAUAAAAGUGCCACAGCAAAUUGAUUGAUUAAAUUACGAACUGUGGAACUAAAAAAAUGGUCGGGUUCUGUAAUGGGGAAAGUAUGAGAAGCCUCAAAUUAACGCAGAGUCUGAGGUUGCAUAUGCAACAAUAAUAAUAAUAUUGUGGCAAUCUAUUUAAAAUUUUUCUAUUAAAAAUUUGCGAUUGGAAAAACAUAUAAUAAAUUGAAUAAUUAAUGUGUAUUGAAGUGCAUUUAAAAAUUUUAUUUUUAUUAUUUGCACUUUUUUGUGUUGUGAUAUAUUUGGCGUUAAAAGGUCUCUGUGACGGUACACAGUCCAAUUCUUGUCUGUCUUCUUAACUGUAUGAUUUAAACAUAACAUUAAAAUUAACUGCUAGGAAUCUACCCAUUCUCAGAGAUUACAUGACUGUGGCACUAAAUAACUUCGUAUUGCGUGCCGUGCAAAACAAAAAAAGUACGUGCACAGUAGAAAGAAACUGCAUAAUUGUAACACUAUUAUCUAGAAUUGUGUUUUGGACUAUAAUUGCAACGCGCCAAUUUUAAAGGGACCAACUAUAACAUUCUGGCUGCCUCAAACGGAAAAUUCAAGAAACUUUUUGGAGACAUGGAUGAGGAAGAGGAAGAAGUAACUGAUAUCAAAUUACAAAUUUUUCAUAACAAUCUUCGCGAAAAUAUUAUAUUUCUACUGCUUUUAAUGUUGCUGUAUCUUGCCUCCUAUGCGCUGAUAACGCGCUUUCGCCGGAAAGAUCGUGAAGAUCUGUUUUCCACGGAUGAAGAUGAAGUGCUCGUCUAUCGUAUAAGCUCUUGGCUGUGUACAUUUUCUAUGGCGAUCGCUGUUGGCGCCGCCCUUCUGCUCCCGAUUUCAAUAGCAAGCAAUGAGGUUCUGUUGCUGUACCCUAACAGCUAUUAUGUAAAAUGGCUCAAUAGUUCUUUGAUACAAGGUCUUUGGAAUCAUAUAUUUUUAUUUUCCAAUCUCUCCUUAUUUGUAUUUUUGCCAUUUGCGUAUCUCUUUACGGAAUCUACUGGUUUCGUUGGGCAUAAAAAGGGUAUAAUUGCGCGCGCUUAUGAAACAUUUACAGUAUUUAGCCUCUUAGCCACGGUGGUUUUAGGCAUUACUUAUGUACUCUCUGCUGUUAUGGAUCCAGAUAGAAUCGGAUUUUUAUCACUGCUAAAUUUAGGCAGUGUGCAUUUACCAUUUUUAUAUUCGUGUGUAUCAUUUUUGGGAGUGCUAUUAUUACUCGUUUGCACACCGCUUGGUUUCGUUCGCCUCUUUGGAGUUGUGGGACAAGUACUUGUGAAGCCACAUUUACUUCGCGACGUAAAUGAAGAAUACCAAGUGUUUUACAUGGAAAUCGCCAGUUUAAAGCGCAAAAUUGCGAACAUUGAACUACUAAAUAUUAGUAUCAGCAGCAACGGCGGCGCCGGCAGUUUACACAACGAUUAUAGCAGUGGUUAUACAAAUGUUGGUGGAUAUUAUCCUCAUACGUCGUUGGGGCAUCUUUAUCAACGAAAACCUUUGGAAAAUCACCAAACCGAGCAACAGAAGCUCAAACAAAGACUGAGAGAAUUGGAGUCUGAAAGUAGAGAGUUGGAGAAAUUACGCAAGUCAUCGGCGUUUCAACGAAAUUUCGUUUAUCCUCUGGCAAUGUUGUUGUUGCUCUUUUUCACCGGUAUAACUGUUUUGCUGGUAGUCCAAAAUACAUUAGAGUUGCUAAUUGGAAUCAAAGCAUUACCGCUAAGCACUCGGCAAUUUACGCUUGGCAUCACUUCGCUAUCGAAGAUGGGACCCUUUGGAGCAGGUUUAGAAGUGUGUUUAAUUUUCUAUUUAGGUGCGACUUCUGUUGUUGGCUUUUAUACCAUGCCUUUUAUGCGCAAUGUUUGUCCACAAAAACGAAAGACUUCUCUCGCACAACUAAUACUUAAUUGUGCGCUAGUUUUAAUAUUAAGUUCAGCACUGCCGUUGCUCAGUAGAAUUAUUGGCAUUACAAAUUUCGAUCUAUUGGGGGAUUUUGGUGCUAUCGAGUGGUUAGGCAAUUUUCAAAUUGUUUUACUUUAUAAUUUAGUCUUUGGCACCACGACAGCGCUUUGCUUGGUGAAUAAAUUUACAGCAGCUGUGCGUCAGGAAUUGUGUGCGCGGUUAGUUGAGAACUAUGUAAUCUUCACUAAUUAUAUGUCAUUUAUCAAUUGAUAUGCAUCUGAAGGAGACGGCAUAAAAUCUCUGCCCUUGAAAUAAAUUACUUUUAUUUAGAUUUUGUAGAGGUUUUGUGUCGUUGUUACUAACUAAGCAGAAGACGUGAUAAACUUUUGUUUCAGAGCUUACAAUUUAUUUACAAUAAUUUCAGUUCAUUUCUACCAUCAUAAUAUUAUUCCUUUUAUAUAUUUUCAUUCAAUUACCAUACGAAUAUUAUGUGAAGAGUGAAAGGAGAGUUAAAUUAUUAGGAAAUAACGCCUAAGGUGUAAAACUGUAAUUCAGCAAAGAAGUUUUUUUACUGAUAUGACAAUUACUAUAUUCUAUAUUAUUUUAAAACGAUUUCGAUGCACAGACGAAUAAUCGUUAUUAUUUGAAAAUUAUUUAAACUUAAUUCCGAAAUUAUGCGGGGUGUGAAUAUUGUAUACCACCAAACGGGUGUGUAUAAGUUUCUAUUAAAUAAAUUAUUAUGUAUAAUUUGGGAAUGAAAUUGGUUGUAUUUAAAAUGGACAUGUUAAAGAAAGUAUAAAAUGUCCUAAAGUGCGUGACACGUAACAUUUGAAAUUAUAAACAAUCUUAAUAGA